Molecule: messenger RNA, 918 nt
Organism: Penicillium lagena
Lineage: Eukaryota; Fungi; Ascomycota; Eurotiomycetes; Eurotiales; Aspergillaceae
Product: alpha/beta hydrolase
Exons: 1
Coding region: 1-918 (305 amino acids)
Molecular function (GO): hydrolase activity
Source: RefSeq, a predicted model, not a curated record
AUGUCUCGCGUCGAAUUUCAGAGCAAAGGCAUCUCGGUCGUCGGAUGUCUUUUUCUUCCUGCCAGCUCUGCUGCUGACCGCAAGCACGCCGCCAUCGUGAUCGGUCAUCCCAUGGGCGGCGUCAAAGAGCAAACAGCCGCGCUUCAUGCGAAAAUUCUCCAAGACAAUGGAUUCGUUGCGCUGACUUUCGAUGCCGCUUACCAAGGGGAAAGUGGAGGCGAACCUCGCGGUCUUGAAGACCCCUUCCAACGAUCAGAGGAUGUUCGGAACGCAGUGACUUUCCUUUCAACCAUUCCCGAAGUUGAUCCUGAACGUAUUGGGGCCCUCGGUAUUUGCGCCUCAGGCGGUUAUGUUCCGUUUGCUGCCCAGACGGAUGUUCGAAUCAAGGCAGUCGCCACGAUAAGCGCCGCCGACGUUGGUGGUCUCUUCCGCGAGGGAAUGAAAGGAACCGCAAUGCAGUUCGACAGUUCAGCACUGAAUCAGACUCUACGGGAAUGUGGCCAAGCGAGAAUCAAGGAGGCGAAAGGAGAACCAGCUCCUAUGCGUCCUCUUCUUCCUAAUAGUCCCGACGGUGUCCCUGACACCACUCCGGUCCUUUUCAGAGAAGGUAGCCAUUAUUACCGUACACCAAGGGCUCAACAUCCACGGUCAACCAAUCAGCUUCCAGUUCGAAGCAUGGACUUGAUCGUCAAUUAUUCGUCCUAUGCGUUCAUGGAUUUGAUUUCUCCGAGACCGGUGUUGAUGAUUGCGGGAACAGAAGCGGACACUUUUUAUUUUAGCGAAGAGGCUAUUGCUCGCGCAAAAGAACCAAAGGAGCUCUUCAGGGUCGAGGGGAAAACUCAUAUCCAGUUGUAUGAUGAUGUGGAUGGACACAGGGAAAAGCUUAUUGACUUCUUUGUUAAUUAUUUGACUAAAUAG